UUUUGUUACUUUUCAGUCCCUAUUUGGAACUGCUCUCGCGGCAGUUCAGACCUCGUGCUCGUCCCCCUAGCCUGUCUGUGUGUGGUAUCCGCAGGUCCGGGGCACUUUUUUGGGUGUGUGUGUGUGUGUGUGUGUGUGUUUGGGAGUGUGUGUUUGGGGGGUUUGUCAGGGCGCGGAGAGGAGAGCCGGGCCGAGGGGAAGGAAGGAAGCCGCAGAGCUCCCGGGUCUCCGGCUGCGCUCUCCUGCCUGUGCGCUCCGAGGCGGCCGCGGUGGCGGCGCCGAGCGCUCCUCGCCGAGGACGCGGCGCUGGAGCUGGGAACAGCGAGGACCCCUUUGUGGAGGCUUCCUGUGCCCGCUGGAGUUAGGAUGCCAGGGCGGCAGAUUUGCACCUACUGAUCUGGAGUUUCCUCCUCGGCCCUGGGAAGGGCUUGCAGCGGCGGCGGCGGCGGCGGCGGCGGCGGCGGCGGCGGCGGCAGUAGCAGACGGAACAGCAGGCUCUCCUCUCCGAGGGGGGGCGUCGAAGCGCCCGCGCCGGGCUCCCGCCCUCACCCUCCGGCGCUCCUGCGGCCCCCAGCCACCACAUCGGUGCUUGCCUCCUUCCUCUUCUCCCCGAGCGCCGCCUCUGGGAUCCGACCCGCACGCCCCGGAUGCUGGGGCAGCCUCGGCGCGCCCCCCUUGCGGCGCAAGGCUCUGAGUGAUCCGGAGGGGGCCCGCAGUCGCCCCAGGAGGGGACCCCGGCCUCGGGACCCCGCGCCGGAGCCACCGGGGAGACGACGAUGUCCGCACGGCACUCGGCUCUGAAGCGCUCCACGCAGCUGGGGGAAGGCGGCCGGCCGCAGCCCGCCGAGCCCUAGGCGCACAAAGCCCGCGCCCGCCGCCCGGCCUCGGCGCCCGCAGACGACUUUGACGCCUGCUCCGCAGCUCUUUGUCUCCACUUGGGGCGAGCGCCCGACUCUGGGAUUUCGCUGCGAGAGCGGGCUGGGGGGGCCGGGGGCGAGCUCUCGGUUUCCCGGCCGCCCCCCGCUGGGGCUUGGCUCCCCCCUCCCCCGCACCUCCCCGGCCCGAGCUCUCGGCGCUUCCACGCUCUUGGAAUCACGACCCCUCCCUGCCAUGUAUCCGCAAGGCAGACAUCCGGCUCCCCAUCAACCCGGGCAGCCGGGAUUUAAAUUCACGGUGGCUGAGUCUUGUGACAGGAUCAAAGACGAAUUCCAGUUCCUGCAAGCUCAAUAUCACAGCCUCAAAGUGGAGUACGACAAGCUGGCGAACGAGAAGACGGAGAUGCAGCGCCAUUACGUGAUGUACUACGAGAUGUCCUAUGGCCUGAACAUCGAAAUGCACAAGCAGACAGAGAUUGCGAAGAGAUUGAACACGAUUUUAGCACAGAUCAUGCCUUUUCUGUCACAAGAGCACCAGCAGCAGGUGGCCCAGGCGGUGGAGCGUGCCAAGCAGGUCACCAUGACGGAGCUAAACGCCAUCAUCGGGGUACGUGGACUCCCCAAUCUGCCUCUCACCCAACAGCAGCUCCAGGCCCAGCACCUCUCCCACGCCACGCAUGGCCCCCCGGUCCAGUUGCCUCCCCACCCGUCAGGCCUGCAGCCUCCAGGGAUCCCCCCGGUGACGGGGAGCAGCUCGGGGCUGCUGGCGCUUGGUGCCCUGGGCAGCCAGGCCCACCUGACGGUAAAGGACGAGAAGAACCACCAUGAGCUGGACCACAGAGAAAGAGAAUCCAGUGCGAAUAACUCCGUGUCGCCCUCAGAAAGCCUCCGGGCCAGUGAAAAGCACCGGGGCUCCGCGGACUACAGCAUGGAAGCCAAGAAGCGGAAAGCCGAGGAGAAGGAUAGUCUGAGCCGAUACGACAGUGACGGGGACAAGAGUGACGAUCUGGUGGUGGAUGUUUCCAACGAGGACCCCGCGACGCCCCGGGUCAGCCCGGCACACUCCCCUCCUGAAAAUGGGCUGGACAAGGCCCGCGGCCUGAAAAAGGACGCCCCCACUAGCCCCGCCUCCGUAGCCUCCUCCAGCAGCACACCUUCCUCCAAGACCAAAGACCUUGGUCAUAACGACAAGUCCUCCACCCCUGGGCUCAAGUCCAACACGCCUACUCCAAGGAACGAUGCCCCGACUCCAGGCACCAGCACGACCCCAGGGCUCCGGUCGAUGCCGGGCAAACCUCCAGGCAUGGACCCGAUAGGUAUAAUGGCCUCGGCCUUGCGCACGCCCAUCUCCAUUACCAGCUCCUACGCGGCCCCCUUUGCCAUGAUGAGCCACCACGAGAUGAACGGCUCGCUCACCAGCCCGAGCGCCUACGCCAGCCUUCACAACAUCCCACCGCAGAUGAGCGCAGCUGCUGCUGCCGCCGCCGCUGCCUAUGGCCGAUCGCCAAUGGUGAGCUUUGGAGCUGUUGGUUUUGACCCUCACCCUCCCAUGCGGGCCACUGGCCUUCCCUCAAGCCUUGCCUCCAUUCCUGGUGGGAAACCGGCGUACUCUUUCCACGUGAGUGCUGACGGGCAGAUGCAGCCCGUGCCCUUCCCCCACGACGCCUUGGCUGGUCCCGGCAUCCCCCGCCAUGCCCGUCAGAUCAACACGCUGAGCCACGGGGAGGUGGUGUGUGCUGUGACCAUCAGCAACCCCACGCGGCAUGUCUACACGGGGGGCAAGGGCUGUGUGAAGAUCUGGGACAUCAGCCAGCCAGGCAGCAAGAGCCCGAUCUCCCAGCUGGACUGCCUGAACAGGGACAACUACAUCCGCUCGUGCAAGCUGCUCCCCGACGGGCGCACGCUCAUUGUGGGUGGCGAGGCCAGCACGCUCACCAUCUGGGACCUGGCCUCACCCACGCCCCGCAUCAAGGCCGAGCUGACAUCCUCAGCCCCUGCCUGCUACGCCCUGGCCAUCAGCCCUGACGCCAAAGUCUGCUUCUCCUGCUGCAGCGACGGCAACAUCGCCGUGUGGGACCUGCACAACCAGACCCUGGUCAGGCAGUUCCAGGGUCACACAGAUGGGGCCAGCUGCAUAGACAUCUCCCACGAUGGCACCAAGCUGUGGACCGGAGGCCUGGACAACACCGUGCGCUCCUGGGACCUGCGCGAGGGCCGCCAGCUGCAGCAGCAUGACUUCACCUCCCAGAUCUUCUCACUGGGCUACUGCCCCACUGGGGAGUGGCUGGCUGUGGGCAUGGAGAGCAGCAACGUGGAGGUCCUGCACCACACCAAGCCGGACAAGUACCAGCUGCACUUGCACGAGAGCUGCGUGCUAUCACUGAAGUUUGCCUACUGCGGCAAGUGGUUCGUGAGCACUGGGAAAGACAAUCUCCUCAAUGCCUGGAGGACGCCGUACGGAGCCAGCAUAUUCCAGUCCAAGGAAUCCUCAUCUGUCUUGAGUUGUGACAUUUCGGCAGAUGACAAAUAUAUUGUAACAGGCUCUGGUGACAAGAAGGCCACGGUUUAUGAGGUCAUCUACUAAACAAGGACUCUAACUGGGCUGUCAGACUCUGGGAGAGACAGACUCGGCGGUGACAGGGCGACCCCGCGAGGGGCCCCGAGGCUGGCAGAGGCUGGCGGCGGGCAGCCGAGUUGUCCAGGGCUGCGCUCCGGCAGGCCGAGAGGGUGCGCCCGCCACAGUCCGGACCGCUGGGCAUGGACCCCUGUGUCUCAAGGACUCCGAUGGAUGUCUCUCCUCCUCCCCGUCCGCAACCCUGGCAGAUGCUACAAGUAGAUCUCUUUGGAGGGUUGAGGCUCCAACCCCCCAACAGACGCCCUCAUGAAUCUC
Molecule: messenger RNA, 3765 nt
Organism: Lontra canadensis (Northern American river otter)
Lineage: Eukaryota; Metazoa; Chordata; Mammalia; Carnivora; Mustelidae
Gene: TLE3
Product: TLE family member 3, transcriptional corepressor
Exons: 20
Coding region: 1111-3459 (782 amino acids)
Biological process (GO): regulation of DNA-templated transcription; negative regulation of canonical Wnt signaling pathway
Cellular component (GO): transcription regulator complex; nucleus
Molecular function (GO): protein binding; transcription corepressor activity
Source: RefSeq, a predicted model, not a curated record